Messenger RNA from Branchiostoma belcheri (Belcher's lancelet), 5509 nucleotides. Its product is annotated as stress-induced-phosphoprotein 1-like. Lineage: Eukaryota; Metazoa; Chordata; Leptocardii; Amphioxiformes; Branchiostomatidae. The record is from RefSeq and is a predicted model, not a curated record. Bases 121 to 2337 code for a protein of 738 amino acids. Gene Ontology annotation, molecular function: protein binding; metal ion binding; RNA binding. The transcript is spliced from 23 exons.
GUCAGACCAGUUCGCGCCAUUUGUCACGUGAGCAAUGAACAAGAUGGCGACGUCCAUGUUUUGAAAAUUUCCUUGUUCACUUUUUGUUAGAAAAGAUACAGAACCAAAAGGUGGUUUGAUAUGAAGCUGACACGAGAUGAAGCUUAUAAGGUCCUGGAACUACCGCUCGGAGCUGACGGGGACUCCAUCCGCACCAGUUACAAGCGUCUGGCGUUGAAGUGGCACCCAGAUAAACAUGCCAACGACCCAGAGGCCACAAAAAAAUUUCAAGAGGUGUCUGCUGCCUAUAAAAGACUGUCAGCAGCUGAUGAUGAUGACAGUGACUUUGAAAUGAGUCCUCAAGACAUGUUUGACCUGUUUGCUCGGAUCUUCAUGGCCAGUCGACUCAAUAUGUUCGUGCCUCUAGGUGGCUUCAACCCUUAUAACGGCCACUUUGAGUCUGACAGCAGUGACUACACGUCUGAUGACGGGGACACUGACAUUCUCAACAUCAUGGCGGACAAAAUCAAACAGAGAGUAGACGCACGGAGAUUCAACAAACAGCCGGAUGUUGGCAGACCAGCUCAUAGAUUGACAGAGGAUCAAGCUAGAAAAAAUGCAGAGGAACUUAUAGCAGAAGAGGAGAAAAGGAAAAAAGCAGCAGAGAAGAGAAGAGCCAAGAAAAAGAGAAGAAAGGAAAAGAAAAGACAAGAAAAGGAAAAGCAGGGAAAAGAGGAUAUUGUAGAACCAGAAGAAGAGGAAGAUAUAGAUGACCCAGAAGAUGCAGAUAGUAAAAAGUCCUUCCACCAAACAGAUAAAAUACUAGCGAAUGGGAAAGUUGAGUCUUCCACAAAAAAUCCCAACGGUGAUAGUAGAAAUAAAAAGAAGAAAAAGGAUAGCAAAAGGGUUGUGGAAGAGUCCUCAUCUUCAGAAGAAGAGGAGCCUUUUUUCGACCCAAAUAGUGCAUUUGUGGCCAACGCUGCCAAGAAAAGCGUGCAAGCUGCAGCAGCCUCCAGCAGCAAAAGUGCAGGCCCCUCUAAAAAGGAGAAGGCAGUUAAUGGUCAGGACAGAGGUAGAAAAGAGAAAAAAGAUCAAGAAGAAGAAACGAUAGAAGAGUUAGAUCCAGUUGUUUUGAAAAGCAGACAGAUAGCAGUACGUGGAAAUGAAAUGGCAAACCACGGGCAUUAUGGGAAUGCAGUAGAGCUCUUCACAGCAGCCAUUAAGUUGGACCCGUCAGACUUCAGGUUCUUUGGGAAUCGAUCCUACUGCUUUGACAGGAUGGGCCUCUAUGACAAGGCUCUGUCAGAUGCAGGCAAAGCCAUAGAUAUUGCACCAGACUGGCCAAAAGGAUACUUCAGAAAAGGUCGUGCCUUGGCAGGAUUAAAAUUAUUUGCAGAUGCUGAACGAGCAUUUGAAAAAGUGCUAAAACUGGACAGGAACUGUGAGGAUGCCAUGCAAGAACUUCUUAGAGUCAGGACUCAGCAGCUUAUGGAAAUGGGCUUCUCCCGCCAACAGAGUGAACAUGCCAUCCGGGUGCAUGGAACGGUUCAGGCAGCUUUAGACUCUCUACUAGCAGGUGUUGUUCAGGAAUCUAGUCUUUCACAAGAAGUUUACCUGUCUGAUGAAGAAUUUGACCACUAUAGCAACGUGCCUACAUUCACUGAAGUCCUCCCAUCGGGUACAGCCAGAGCUGGAAGUACAAAACCUCCAGUGGAUGGUGUCACGGCUUUGUGGGUAGGCAAUGUCCUUCCCAAAGUCAAAGAAGAGCAAAUAAGAAAAUUAUUCAAAAAAUAUGGGGAGAUCACAAGUGUGCGCAUGCUGUCCGACAGAUACUGCUGCUUUGUCAACUUCAGAUCAAAAGAUGCCGCAGACUUGGCAAUGAAAGGGCUACAAGGACAUGAGUUAGAAGGGCAACACCUCCUGAUAAAGUACCCAGACAACCCUAUAGUAAACGGGCAGCGAACCACGGUCCUGAGGAAAACAAACAUCGCCAUCCCCACAACAACACCUGCCACCAGCACUGCCACAGUCAAGCCCACCUCCACACUCCCACAGCAGCCCAAACCUAAACAACCUGCCAACAACCAGAAGGGCCAGGGGAACAAGGAACAACAGAGGGAACAGCAGCAGUCACGUGGGAAAGGGAACCCAGCUGUGCAGGUGGCUCAACAGAACAACAUGCGGACACAACAGCACACCCAGGCUCUAGAACUGGACAAGAAGUCAGGGCCAGUAAAAACAUCCAACGGAAACGAGUGUUACUUCUGGCGGACGACCGGCUGCCAUUUUGGGGACCGCUGCAUCUACCAGCACAUUCCAGAGAGCAAGGGCUGUGAGAAGAAGCCCUGGCAUAAAUAGCCAUUCCCUCCCUCCACACUCACACAUCUGCAUACUUACAAUGCCACAUCCCGGAAUAAGCUUACACAACAGUGCUAGAAGUGUUGGGGAUAUCUGAAGCACCUGGAAUGUACAUGUAAAGUCCAGGUCACAUACAUCAUACAAUAGGAGGUUUUCUGCAAUGAUAGACUGAUUGGGGAAGAAAUUGGUUAAACCAUUGCACCCAUUUCAUCUCUAACCUUCAAUAUGCUGCAAUAUCAUUUGCAAAAAAGCAACAUUAUGGGUACAUCAUACAAUGUGUGUGACCUGGGUGUAAAGAAAGACCCAUGGCUGCUUGUGAAAGCCGGCCUAGGUCUGGUAAGGUACUAUUGCAGGUCUUGUAUUCUGACGAAAGUGUAGGCUUCAUCCUGGUGCAACAGGACACUCCAACACUUCUACUGAAAUUUGUGGUUUUGUUGAUGUUGUGUUUUUUGUAGACUUGUGCCAGCUGACAACUCAGUGUCUCUGGAUAUAAAGGAUUAACCACUUACUCAGACACUGACAAGUGUUAUCUCUUGAGAUAAUAACUACCACAGUAUAAACAUGCUACUUUUGUUUACCCAGCUGAUAGCCUCAGUCACAAGUACUGAAGUACAUGUUUGUUAAUAGUUGUCCGUCCUAAUGAAGGCCAUUCCUUUGGUGAAAUAUGCAAUGUAGUAUACAGUAUUAGGCUAUGAAUAAUUUAUUCUUCAUGAUAAUCAUCAUACUUCAGUUGGCUUGACAUUGUUAGUAAGUAUGGUCCUUUCCAUCUGCUUUUUGUUUGGUUUAUCUGUGUUAAGUAAAUGUGCGGUUGAAUUUCAGUGUGGAAAACCUACCAAUGGAUAUAAGUGUACUCAUGACAGCUCAGCUCAUUCAGAUUGGCCAUGUAUCUGAAGUACCCAGUAUUUCGAAGGUUAAGAGCACAGAAGCCCAUUUCUCUGAGUCCAUUCCUAUGCAAUCAGAUGAGUCCAACUGACAAAUUGUUGUGACCUAAGAGGUUAAUGUACCACUCUACAUUUAACAUUUUAGUGCAAGAGUAUUCCCACAAUUGGCACUGCAAGUUGGACAAAGUAGCCACACAGGUAAAGGGUUCAACUGCUUCAGCCCAGUCACAUGAAUGGUGCAUCUUUGAUAGAGGCUUUCUACGAGAAUAUUGCUGUACAUUUUAGAUUUGAAAAGAAACGGGUGCAACAGUUUAAAAUUAAACCAUUGCACGUUUCUUCUCAAACCAAUCAUGCAUCAUGAUAUUGUCAGAGAAUUGAAUCUUAGGUGCAUCACACGAUGUAGGAGACUGAGGCCUUACAUUGAGUACAAGAGGAUCUUUGUGAGGGGACUUUUGGCCAGUUAUAUCUGACAUUUUGCACAACUUAGGUUCCCAGCUUAACAUUCCUGUUAUUCACCAGACAGUGCUCAUUCUGAAGUACCUCUGAUGCUCUGGUACAAUACUGUUCAAAUCUAUGUAAACUAUUCUAAUCUGUCUAAGGCAUUCCAUGUCAAACUUUUGUCUGAUUUUGCAUCACAAGCUCUUUGAGGUCUGUUACAGGAUUUGUUUGCCCCUUGAUUCCAUAUUGCUAUAUUGUGAUAUGAUGCAAGAUGUAAAAGUAUUAUUGAAAAGACAAUUGUACUUUCUGUCAAAUCUUUGGAUACCCAGUGGUUGCUCAGCCAAUGAAAUCAAGUUAGGAAGCCUUAGUGCAGAUGUUGACUUGAGUCCAGAGCCUCAAAAACAGUAGGUCCUGGCCUGGAGUCUUGCAGCUGGACAAUAGAUUAUGCAGGUUUCUCACCACAAGCCCACCUAGGUUCCAAGGUAGCAUGGGACCAAUUCAUAGCAUCCAUUUCCAAUGUUUCUGUAUUGAAGUGAAGAGUUUCUGUAAUCAUGAUUGAAAUAUCAAUUCUAUCUACUGGUUGAAAUUAUUGCCCAAGCGUAGCCAAUCAAGUUAAACGUUUAUUAUUUACUAAACAAAACAUUUAUAUAUUUUUUGUUUUCUUUGUGCACACAGUUGUGAAUAUUGCUGAUUUUUGUCAGGCAACCUAAAAGGGAUGGCCAGGAAGGGUCUGAAGGCAUGUGAAAAUGUACCUACAAUUUUGGUUUUCCUGCCAGCUUCUGAUGACAUUUUGCGGGUCCAUCUACCUUUUUGUCAGGACUUUUGUGCAAAUUGGUACAUUUUUAUUUCUUAACUUGCAGUUUUGACCAUUUUUGCGCCACAAGUCCUUCCUGGUCUACCCUUAAUAGUAUGUGUGCUCCAGUUUGGAGUAAAGUUACACAGUAUAUAAGUUGUUUAUGAUAAGUAAAGCUAUGCAUUAUUACACUAGAAACGAAAAAUUACUAACCCUUGAAGUGCAUAUUAAGUGCAUAUUGUACAUGUACUCCAGGGUUGCAGGGCUAGGCUCCAAAGUCAAUGUGAUUUCCUCUGUGAUAUUUGUUUGUACAGAAGUACACAAUUUUUCCAUCUUGUUAUGGCAAAAGAUGUGAUGGGAUAAGCUAUGUGGAGAAGCCAUCCUGUGAUGUGAGUGGAAAUGUGACAAACUUUGAGAUGCCAAUCCUUAUACAUAGCUUAACACAGUGCCAAGAUAGUUGUAGCUUUAUCUAAUCAAGAUAGACUUAGAAGUACCUUUAUUGUUUAUCCAUUCAGAUUAAAUGCAAGGUCAUUGCCUCAGCUAAGUGGAAAUUCUGCAUUAUACUCGUACAAGAAAAACUUUGCAUAUUGGAAAUGAGUAAAUGUUUGUAAAUGGAGAUAUGUUUCACAGGGUAUUUUCUGCAUAUCCAAGUCAAACAUAUACAGUCAAACUUAGUGACCGCUGAAAGGACAAUGGUCACUGUAGACUGGUAGCCUCUGUAGACAGGAGUGUUACUGCUUGGGGCAAUCAUAAAAUAAUCCAAGUGGCCACUAAAAAAGUGGUCACAAUGGCCAUGUGGUUCUCAUGCAGAGGUGGUCACCAGUACAGGUCUGACUGAUCAGUUCUGAAGGUUUGACACAAGCUGAGGCAAUACCUUAACACCUUUUUGUUCCUUCUAUGUAAAUGACAUAAUUGAAUAUUUUUCUGUCAGAUAAAUGGAUGGUUCUCUGCUCAUGUAACACACGAAUGUUGCUAACAAGAUGAAGCAAAAUAUGCAUCUGAUUUUUAUACUGAAUGACAGGUGACAAUAUCUGGCUUAAUAAACAGCUUUAUGCAGAAA